This is a messenger RNA of Epinephelus lanceolatus (giant grouper), 2290 nucleotides long. RefSeq names its product SHANK-associated RH domain interacting protein (gene sharpin). NCBI's taxonomy places the organism in Eukaryota, Metazoa, Chordata, Actinopteri, Perciformes, Serranidae. The record is from RefSeq and is a predicted model, not a curated record. Gene Ontology annotation, cellular component: LUBAC complex. Gene Ontology annotation, biological process: positive regulation of canonical NF-kappaB signal transduction; protein linear polyubiquitination; proteasome-mediated ubiquitin-dependent protein catabolic process. Gene Ontology annotation, molecular function: ubiquitin-protein transferase activity; ubiquitin binding.
ACUUCCUGUUUUGUUUUUCUUUCGUUCCGUGUCUGCUCGGGUCGGGUAGAUAAUGGAAGAAUUUGCGGGUCGAGGAGACAACCACAGCCUGCCCGUGAAGACACUCGCUCUCUUCAGACACCGGUGGACCUUAUAAACCCGACAGAAGCAGCGGGCAGCACCGACACCUGCCGCGGGGCUUCACACACCCUCACUCCGCCUCUGGUGUCCGCGACAUGGCACUCAGCUCGGGCGGCUGGGCUCCUCCAGCCCCGGUCCCUGCCUCGUCCCAACAGGCAGCAUGCGGCGGGCCUGCGCUGACGCCUUGCUGCAGUACUGUUUUAAUGUCAGUCCGGGUUUCGGUGUGCCAUUCCGGGAUCCGGCCCCUGUGCCUCCCCGGAGCAGGCAGCGAGGCUCUGCGGCUGCAGCUCAGCAUGGACCCGAGCCGGGCCGGAGAGUUCCGACUGGCGCUGCGAGAUACGAGCGGAAACCGCAGCGUGUUCAUUGCAGAGUUUGACCUGCGCUUGGUGCAGUACGAGGUCAAAUCUCCCCGCUGCCACGAGAUGCGUCUCGCUGCUCCGCCCCACGACUGCAUCCGCUUCAACUUCCGCUGCGACCGCGAAGCCGAGGAGUGGGCCACGGUGGUGAUGUCAUCGCUAAGAGAGGCACAUAGAGUUGCAAACAUUAACACAUGUGAAUCAGACGGCAGACACAAUGACACAGCAGCAGCCAUGGAGCAGUGGAGCUCAGCCUCGCUGCCGCUCACUGAGGAGCUGUGUUUGGAGCUCGCCAGGGCGAUUGAAGCAGGCGACACUCAAGCCGCUUCACAGCACGCGUCCGCUCUGGCUCGGCAGAAAGCAGUGCUGACGAUUCAGCUGUCUGAAAAGAACUACGCAGAGGGAGAGAUCAGUUUAUCUGUGGUAGUGGAGGAUGUUUCAUCAUCCUGUUGUGUCACAGUCAAAGUCUUUCCGUACAUGACCGUGGCUGCACUCAAGCAACAGGUGUUUCUCGAGUACGGUUUCCAUCCUCGCGUGCAGCGCUGGGUGAUUGGUCAGUGCUUGUGCACCGAGCCGAGGUCGCUGGCCUCCUACGGGGUGCAGAAGGACGGGGAUACCGCGUACCUCUACUUGAUCUCCGCCCGACAAGCUCGCAUCACCCGCCAGCUGUUCCAGCAGGACCUGGAGAGCGCUCUCCUCGCCCCACCUCUCCCACCUGGCAACGGCCCCACCUCCCAAGACUGGAGGGGUUACAGCACCCUGCCCUCGAGGCUACCCCACAACAACCAGGGCGGAGGAGCAGACAGACCGGGUGAUAUCAAAGAUGUUCUCGACAUUGAGAACCUGCAGCUGAAUGAUCAUCCCAACAAAGCCAGUAAAACACAGCAGACAGAGUGGUCUUGUCCCUCGUGCACUUUCAUCAACAAGCCGUCCCGUCCAGGCUGUGAAAUCUGUGCUACAGCCCGACCCGACGCACACAUCCAGCAGGAGAAAGGAAGGAGAGAGGAUCGAGGAGAGACCGGUUUAAGCAGCAGCUGACUGCCCAUCAUCGCUGUCAGGUCGCCAUGUCUCACUCAACUCACACACACACACACACACACACACACACACACACACAGAGCGAGGAUGCCAAACAACAAAAUACUCACAUGAAGACUGUCAAAUGCACUGAGAGUCCUCUGACAGCUGGAGCGAUUGAAGCACUGUAGCAUGACACAGAGCUGCACUGGUCGAGGCUCAGAUGAUGAACUGCAGACAGAGCGUGCCAGCUUGGAGCGGUUAUAUUGACAUAACCAUGACAUACAUCAGAAUUUGGCAAGACCUCUUUAUUUAUUUUACAGGGUGUACGUGUGUGUGUGUGAUGCAAACAACACAGACAGCCUAAUAUUUAUUUUAGGUGAGACGUGAUUCUUUGCAUUUGAUCGCAGCUCACAUCGAGGGAAUGUCAUACUUUCAGUUUCUGCUAACUGUGAAGUGAGAGGAGAGGUGAAACCCUGUUCUGUUUGUUCGAGUGUCAUCUGCGAAAAUAAUUUUGGCUGUUUUAAAAGAGAAGAGAAAAAAAAAGCCAUGGCUGAAAAGAGAAGGUGUGUUGCGUUUACAGGGUUGUCAAGUGCUUUUAUUUUUUUAUAACAUUGUAUUAAGUGUAUUAUUUUUAACCAGAUGCAUUGAGUAAUUGAUGUACAUUUUAGCAGUUGAUCUAAUUUUACUCAAUUCCCUCUGAGUUGUGACAGCAAUGGAAUGAUCUGUUUUCAGUACAUAAUACUGUAAAAACUUGCAUUAGCUGAAUAAACUUAAUGAAAAUGAAACAAAUCCCA